Ananas comosus (pineapple) is the source of this 1690-nucleotide messenger RNA. Its product is annotated as probable serine/threonine-protein kinase PBL19. The transcript has 4 exons. NCBI's taxonomy places the organism in Eukaryota, Viridiplantae, Streptophyta, Magnoliopsida, Poales, Bromeliaceae. The record is from RefSeq and is a predicted model, not a curated record. The coding region runs from base 244 to 1437 and encodes 397 amino acids. Gene Ontology annotation, biological process: protein phosphorylation. Gene Ontology annotation, molecular function: ATP binding; protein kinase activity.
UGUUGUUCCAUUUCUCUGUAGUUUUUCCUCCCCCUUUUUUUUGCUUUUUGUUUUUUUUUUUGGCUUUUUUGGCUUUGUGUUUCAAAAUUUGAGCUCUCUCAAGAACCCAUCUUUGUUUUGUUGGUGCCCUUUAAUUUUUUUUUUUCUUCACUCUUUUAUUUAAAAAAAAGAAAAAGAAGAAGAAGCAAAUGAAAGCAAUUGAGUGGCACAAUUAAGCCAAUUUUGUAGCUCAAUUUUGGAGGCAUGGGGUGUUUCAGCUUCAGGAAGAAGCAGAAGAGCAGGCAAGAGAACAAGAGUGGGCCGACAGCUGCGAAUACGCCGGCUCCGGCCUCGAACAUUAGCACGAGCCGGUCCGACGAUUCGGGCGCCGGCCAGCCGACGAGCAAGUCCUCGGCAUCUAAUUCGUCGCAGCGAAGCAUACCGGCUUUGUACGAAGAGAGGGCUCAGAGGCUCCGCGCUUUCGAGCUCGACGAGCUCAGAAAUGCUACCAAUGACUUCAGUAGGAUGCUUAAGAUCGGAGAAGGCGGUUUCGGGAGUGUUUACAAAGGUUUCAUUCGUCCCCCCGAUGGUAAGGGGGAUAGGAUCGCAGUUGCGGUAAAGCAACUCAAUCAACGCGGUUUGCAGGGCCAUAAGCAGUGGUUGGCAGAAGUUCAGUUUCUUGCGGUAGUUGAGCACCCAAAUCUCGUGAAGCUUAUUGGAUACUGUUCUGUCGACGGUGAAAGAGGGAUCCAAAGGUUGCUGGUUUAUGAGUACAUGCCAAAUAGGAGCUUGGAAGAUCAUUUGUUCAACCGGAAUUAUGCACCUCUUUCUUGGAAUUUGAGGCUACAGAUCAUCUUAGGCGCCGCAGAAGGAUUGGCGUAUCUGCAUGAAGGUUUAGAAGUUCAGGUUAUAUAUCGUGAUUUUAAAGCAUCCAAUGUUUUGCUAGACAAGGAGUUUAAGCCAAAGUUGUCCGACUUUGGCCUUGCGAGGGAGGGACCGACAGAAGGAAAUACACAUGUAUCUACAGCGGUGGUAGGGACUUAUGGAUAUGCGGCCCCCGACUACAUCGAGACCGGACAUCUCACUACGAAGAGUGACGUGUGGAGCUUCGGUGUGGUUCUCUAUGAAAUCCUCACGGGCAGGCGCUCGUUGGAGAGAAACCGCCCGACAGGCGAGCAGAAGCUUCUAGAGUGGGUGAGGCAAUAUCCUGCUGAUGGCAGGAGUUUCUUCAUGAUACUGGACCCAAGGCUGAGACAUCAGUACUCUCUUAAAGCCGCAAGGGAAAUAGCGAAGCUCGCAGAUAGGUGCCUUGUCAAGAACGCCAAAGAACGGCCGAAGAUGAGCGAAGUCGUAGAGGUCUUGAAGCAAGUCGUAGAAAUGGAGCCGACGGAAGCGAACUCUUCUAGGGGUGAUUUGGGUAAGGGGAAGAGAACCGAGACGGCGCAUCCGAGGAGGUGAAACCUUUAUAACAGUCGAAGUUUCUUUCUUUUUUCUUUCCCCCCCUAAGUGCAAUAAGAUGAAAAUAUGUUUUUGAUUUCUUUCUAUCUUUCUUUCUUUCUUUUUGGUUGACGACAGUAUAGCUUUACUGUUCUUAUUUCUCAAGAUUCGGAAAGUUAAAGAGUAUGAUUGUUCUUGUAAGUUUUCAUAGAGUCCGCGGUACUGGAUGAUGGUUACUUUUAAAAUCAAGGCUAUUAUGCUUAUUGAUGUGCCA